UAUCAACUCAGCCGAGCUCUCUCUAUCUCUCUGUCUUCUUUCCUCCUGCAGACAACAACAACCAUGGUGCUCGUGCCCAAGCCAGCACUUCAACAGUUCUCGUUUAUAAGAAACAUCAAACCCACCACAUUCUUUUCUGGAAUCCCUCUAAUAGACCUCUCAAAACCCGACUCCAAGCACCUCCUGGUCAAGGCAUGUGAGGAAUUUGGAUUUUUCAAGGUAGUCAACCAUGGCGUGCCUUUGGAAUUCAUUUCGAAGCUGGAAUCGGAAGCUGUCAAGUUCUUCUCAUUACCGCUUUCUGAGAAAGAAAAAGCAAGCCCUCCUAAUCCCUUUGGCUAUGGUAAGAAAAGCAUUGGACAAAACGGUGAUGUGGGUUGGGUAGAAUACCUUCUCCUGACCACUAAUCAAGAAUCAGUUUCUCAGAGACUCUCUUCAGUUUUUGGUGACAACCCAGAAAAGUUUCGGUGUGCUUUGAAUGAUUAUGUAUCAGCUGUGAAGAAAAUGGCAUGUGAGAUUCUUGAAAUGAUGGCUGAUGGUCUAAAGAUUCAGAAUAGAAAUGUGUUUAGUAAACUUUUGAUGGAUGAACAGAGUGACUCUGUUUUUAGGCUAAAUCACUACCCUCCAUGCCCAGAGAUUCAAGCAUUGAAAGACCACAACAUGAUUGGAUUUGGAGAGCACACAGACCCACAGAUCAUUUCUGUGUUAAGAUCCAACAACACUUCUGGCCUGCAAAUCUCUCUUAAUGAUGGAAGCUGGAUUUCAGUCCCACCUGACCCGAGCUCAUUUUUCAUCAAUGUUGGCGACUCAUUACAGGUUAUGACUAAUGGGCGGUUUAAAAGUGUAAGGCACAGAGUCUUGGCCAACAGUAUAAAGGCUAGAAUUUCAAUGAUUUAUUUUGGUGGACCACCUUUGAGAGAGAAAAUAGCUCCAUUGCCCUCGCUCAUGGAAGGAGAAGAAAGCUUGUACAGAGAAUUUACAUGGUUCGAGUACAAGAGAUCUGCUUACAACUCAAGAUUGGCCGAUAAUAAGCUUGUCCUCUUCGAGAGGAUAACAGCCUCGUAAAUAAAUACGUACACAAAAUCAAGUCUCGCGUGUUCUUGCCAAAUACUUCAAGAAUAGGUUUAGAAAGGCUUACUGUAUUUGCCAUAGAUGGAAUUAAUACUUCGUAUUUUCUACUCUGACGUUCUUCUUCUUUGACUUUCUCCAGUUUUUGUCUCCCAUACUUUAUCCAAUUACUUUUCUUGUGAAUGAAACUAAUUUAUAGUUAAUGAUUAAUUUGGAAGGGAGUUUAACUA
Molecule: messenger RNA, 1295 nt
Organism: Populus trichocarpa (black cottonwood)
Lineage: Eukaryota; Viridiplantae; Streptophyta; Magnoliopsida; Malpighiales; Salicaceae
Product: gibberellin 2-beta-dioxygenase 1
Exons: 3
Coding region: 64-1062 (332 amino acids)
Biological process (GO): gibberellin catabolic process; response to light stimulus
Source: RefSeq, a predicted model, not a curated record